This is a messenger RNA of Penicillium angulare, 606 nucleotides long. Its product is annotated as mitochondrial 37S ribosomal protein uS12m. Lineage: Eukaryota; Fungi; Ascomycota; Eurotiomycetes; Eurotiales; Aspergillaceae. The record is from RefSeq and is a predicted model, not a curated record. The coding region runs from base 1 to 606 and encodes 201 amino acids. Gene Ontology annotation, cellular component: small ribosomal subunit; ribosome. The transcript is spliced from 2 exons. Gene Ontology annotation, molecular function: structural constituent of ribosome. Gene Ontology annotation, biological process: translation.
AUGCCUCAAUUAAUCUCACCACUAGCCCUCCGGGCUUUACGGUCACUGACACAGCGUCCGAAUAUCAAUAUCUCCACACCCCUCCGAACCCUCACAACAUCCACCAAUGCGUUCCGCCAACCAACAGCGCUCACCUCCCGCUUCAACUUCAAGCCCGUUCUCCGGACACAAACGGCCAUUACACUGUCAGCGAGCACGCGCCAGUUUUCUUCUUCGCCUAUUAUUCGCGCGACGUAUAACCAGGUUCGCAAGGGAUGCCGAGUUGGUCAGAAGGCGCGCCGGGGUCGUUCCCCUGCGUUGAAGAAUCAUCCGUCGCUUAAGGGUGUUUGUCUAAAGACUGCUAUUACGAAGCCUAAGAAGCCUAACUCUGGAGAGCGUAAGAUUGCCAGAGUGCGCUUGAGUACCGGAAAGGUUAUUACUGCUAUUAUUCCUGGUGAAGGUCACAAUAUCCAGCAGCACAGUGUUGUUCAGGUUCGUGGUGGUCGUGCCCAGGAUUGUCCUGGUGUGAAGUACCACUUGGUUCGUGGUGCGAUGGAUCUGGGUGGUGUUGGAAGCCGAAUGACUAGUCGUUCUAAGUACGGCACUAAGAAGCCUAAGAGCAGCUAG